Molecule: messenger RNA, 975 nt
Organism: Brassica napus (rape)
Lineage: Eukaryota; Viridiplantae; Streptophyta; Magnoliopsida; Brassicales; Brassicaceae
Product: CSC1-like protein At1g62320
Exons: 7
Coding region: 1-975 (324 amino acids)
Cellular component (GO): plasma membrane
Molecular function (GO): calcium-activated cation channel activity
Source: RefSeq, a predicted model, not a curated record
AUGGCGACACUAGCAGAUAUUGGAGUAGCAGCUGGGAUUAACAUUCUAACUGCUUUGAUAUUCCUUUUGCUAUUUGCAAUCUUGAGGAUCCAACCAUUCAAUGAUAGGGUUUAUUUCCCCAAGUGGUACUUGAAAGGUCUUAGAAGCAGCCCUCUUGUGAACCCUGGUGCUUUAGUGAGCAAAAUUGUGAACUUGGAUUUUCGUUCUUACAUUCGGUUCUUGAGCUGGAUGCCCGCUGCGCUAAAGAUGCCAGAGUCUGAACUUAUUGAUCAUGCUGGUUUUGAUUCUGCUGUCUACUUGAGGAUUUACUUGAUUGGACUUAAGAUUUUUGUCCCAAUCGCAUUACUUUCAUGGUCGAUUCUGGUUCCCGUCAACUGGACCAGCAAUGGAUUGCAGCUAGCAAAACUUCAUGAUGUAAAAUCAAGCAACAUCGAUAAGCUUUCGAUAUCAAAUGUCGAGCGUGGAUCAGACAGGUUUUGGGCUCAUCUCAUGUUGGAGUACGCAUUUACAUUCUGGACUUGCUAUGUUCUAUUGAAGGAAUAUGAGAAAAUAGCUUCAAUGCGGUUAGCAUUUCUCCAAUCCGAGGAGCGACGGGCGGAUGAAUUCACGGAAUAUACCACCUCACACGAGUUAGUGAGUGAGAACGUGGAGCAAUUCUUUAUGGUUAACCACCCGGAUCAUUAUCUUAUGAAUCAGGUGGUUUACAAUGCAAAUAAAUUGGCUGGACUAGUAGCAGAGAAGAAAAAAAUGCAGAACUGGUUUGAUUACUACCAUUUGAAGUAUACAAGAGACAAGGAACAAAGACCAAGGGUUAAGUUAGGCUUUCUCGGGCUAUGGGGAAAGAAAGUAGAUGCAAUGGACCAUUUCACAGCUGAGAUCGAGAAACUAAGCGACCAAAUGAACCACAGAAUCCAUGGAAAGCGAGCCAGCGCAGUAGUAGGGGUUCCUAGCUUUUGUGCUCGGAGGAGUAGAUAG